Dermatophagoides pteronyssinus (European house dust mite) is the source of this 2871-nucleotide messenger RNA. RefSeq lists its product as uncharacterized. The record is from RefSeq and is a predicted model, not a curated record. NCBI's taxonomy places the organism in Eukaryota, Metazoa, Arthropoda, Arachnida, Sarcoptiformes, Pyroglyphidae.
UCAUCAUAUUCAUCAUAAUCAUAAUCAUCCAUAUCAACAACAACAGGAUCAAAAUAUGGAUUUAAACCCUGUUUAUCAUGACAGUGUUAAUGGCAAUGGAAAUCGUCAUAAUUAUCAUCAUCCACAUUUAUCGAAUGGUCAAUCAUUUCAUUAUCAUCAACAACAACCAAUGCAAUCAUCAGCAUCCGAAUUACAGACAAAAAAUGCAGAUGAAUUAUUUAAAGAAUUUGCAGCCGGUUAUAGUAAUUUGAAUGGUAUGGAUAAUUUUUUUGAAGAAUCAUCAUUAUCAAAUGAACGACCAGAAUCAAAUCAUCAUCAUCAUCAUUAUUUUAAAUCACCAUCAUCAAUGAAUCAAGAUAUUAAUGGUAAUGGCAAUGAUUUAAUUACAACAUCAUCGAAUGAAAAUCAAAUGGAUGUAACGGAUGGUCCAUUCACUAAAUCAUCACAACAAUAUCCAAUGUAUAGUAGCCAUCAGGAUGAUGAUAAUCCACAUUCACAACAUCAAAUGUAUUCAUCAUCGAUUAAUACUAAUCAUCACCAUCAUCAUCCGAUGGCAACAGCAAAUACAAAUGAUUUUCAUUCAACAACAAAUUCAGUUAAUGGAAAUAAUGAUAAUGAAAUGCAAACAUUAAUGUCAUCAUUAACAUCGAAUGAUGGUAGUAAUAAUUAUAUUAAAAAUGCUAUUAUCAAUGAAUUUUCAAAUCUAAGUCCAGCUGAUUUUGGUUCAUUUUCGGAUUCAAUGUCACCAAUGUCAAUGAAUGGUGUUAACGGUGCUGGUGGUGUUAAUAAUAAUAACGGUAAUAAUAUGAAUCAAAUAAAUGCUGGUAUUGCCGGUUUUCAACCGGCACCUGAAGGUGGUCAAUUACCAGCACCACCGGGUUAUAAACAUGUUGGCUAUAUAACAAUACCGGCUGGUGCUGCAAAUCUACCGAAUAUGAUUUCAAGACAACCAAAUGGUUUACCAAUUAUUCGUCCAAUGCAAUCGUCAUCAUCUUCGACAUCUUCUUCAUCAUCAUCAUCGAAUAAUGGUGGUAAUCAAAAAGAUAAAAAUAAUAAAGAUAAUAGUAAAAAAAUUCAAGAUCAUAAAAUGUCUGAAUCAAAACCAGUUAGAAGUUUAUUAAGUAAAUUAAAUCCAUUAAAUAUGUUAAGACGUUUACGUCAAAGACGUGAACGUAGACAAACAAAUGAUGGUGGUGGUAAUAAUUCAAAUGAUUAUAUGCCAUCAUAUCAAACAGCAAAAUAUGGUCAUUCAAAUUUAUAUCAUCAAAUGGCAGCAGCAAGUAAUCAAUAUCCAACAAUGUCAUCAUAUCCAACUGGUUAUAGUAGUAUUUCUGGAUUGGGUGGUAUGUCCGGUUUAGGUGGAAUGUAUGCAGCAAUGAGUGGUAUGAAUGGUAUGUCAUCACCAUUAUAUAUGCCAUAUGGUUUUACUGGUGGUUAUGGUACUGCAGCCGGUGGUGGUGGUGCUUAUGGUGGUUAUGGUAUAUCACCUUAUCUACGUAAUCCAGCAGCUGAUAUGAAUUAUGCAGCCGCUGCAACAGCACAAUCAGCAAUGGCAAUACCAAUGAUGAUGCCAAUGACUGGUUAUGGUGCUGCAUAUUCACCAUUAGGUAUGGCUGGAUAUGGUGCAUAUGGUGCUUAUCCUGGUAGUAUUGGUCAACAUCCAGGUAUGAUGCAACAAUCAACAGGACAACAAUCAUCAUCAUCCGGUGGUUCAUCAUCUGAAUCAUCAUCUUCAGGUGGAUCAUCAACAAAUGAUCAAGUUAGUUCAGCAUUAGCUGGACAAACAUUACCUGGUGGUAUUAAUCUAUCGGAUUUAUUAAAAGAUGAAGAAGAAGAAGAACCAUCGAAAUUUAAAAAAUUUAUUAGCUACCUAAAUCCAGCAAAUGUAUUUAAACGUUUCCGUAAUAAUUCUAAUAGUAAUAGUGAUGAACGUAUUGGACAACGUCGUAGACGUCGCCAAAUUGAUCUUUAUGAAUUGAUUGAUGCGGAUACAAUCAAACAAUAUCCACGAAAUCAUCAACAACAAAGAACAAAACGUAAUAUUGAUGAUAAUUUUGAUCAAAAAGAUAAUUUAACCAUCGAUGAUGACCAUCAUGAUAUUAAUAAUAACAACAAUUUAACAUCGAUGAUUAAGCAAGAUAAUGGUAAUGAUCAACUUGAUGAAAUGGAACUGUUAACACAUUCGGAUACGAUGCCAAAAGUAUCACAUGAAUCAUCAUCAUGGCGACAAAAAUCCUCAUCAUCAACAACAUCGACAACAAAACGUUUAAAAUUACCAUCAAUGGGUAGUAGAAAUUUUGAAUUAAUUCGUGGUGGUACAUAUCGUUCAAUCAGUGGUGGUGGUGGUGAUAGUGUUGGUGGAUAUCAUGGAUCAAUAAUCGAUGAUAAUUUUAGUGAUGAUUUUGAUUCAAUACAUUCACAUUCAAUACAUCAUUCACAUCAACAUUUACAUCAUCAACAUUUGAAUAAUAAUAAUAAUAAUAAUUUACCAUUAACAUUAACUAAUGAUCAAUUACAACCAUCGCAAGAAUUAAUGGGUUUUCAAGGUUUUAAUGAUCAUAAUAAUAAUAAUAAUAAUCAUUUAUCAUUUCAACAUCCAUUAUUGGCUAAAUCAGAAAAAUUGGCUAAACAUUUAACGGAAAAUCAUCAAGAUCACGAUGAGGAUAAUGUUGAUGUCAAAUCAAGUAGCCAUGAUGAUGAUGAUGGUGAAGCAUUAUCAUCAUCAUCUUGAAGUAUUUUUUUUUUCUUCGUUCAUUAUCAACUAUCUAGGCUUGUCAUUAUUGCAUCGACUGCAUCAUCCGCAUUCGCAUCAUUACACCACCAUCAGCAAACGACGAGGGUUUCAAUUUGAUUCGACUGAAUCCGAAGAGA